AUGGGUUUGGUCAAAUGGAUCAGCGUCGACACUAGAGCCGACUCUAAUAUCAUGUUCAGAAACGUGUUCGACACCCUGGAGUUCCGAGAGACCGAUCUCAAAACUCAUCAGCACGGAGUUGUCAGCCUAAGAGACAAUUUCAUAAAGCCCGGUGGAGUGGUCACCCUCCCGGUUAGCAUCAGAGGAGGAGAAGGAAAGAGAGCGAAAAUGGUGGAAUUUGUUGUCCUGAGGGACUCCACAGCCUACAAUGUCAUCUUAGGGAGGAAGACAAUCAAUGAAUUCUCUGCUGGGGACCUAGAAACGGCGGUUGCAUGUGACAACGCCAGUCUCUCCCUAAGAAAGAAAUCGAAGGAAGCAUCUGGGAUCGUCUUGGCCGACCUAGAUUCUAGGUUAGACGACAAGUCAAGGCCCGAGCCCGAGGGAGACCUGGAAAAAGUUCAAAGUCGGGAACACAGGGGACAAAUUCACCUUCAUAAACAAGAACUACCCCCCCCAAAUAACCUGAAAAAGUCCCUCAUGGAGGCCAUCAGGGCAAAAGGUGAUUUGUUCGCUUGGACGCCAACUAACAUGCCGGGGGUAGACCCUGAUUUCAUGUCCCACCGACUUGUCGUGAAGCCGGAUGCCAAGCCCGUUGCUCAGAGGCGGAGGAAGAUGUCCCAAGAGAGAGUUGACAAGGUGGCCAAGCAAACGGCCAGCCUAUUAGAGGCGAGGUUCUUCAGGAAACUCGAGUACUCGACAUGGCUGUCAAAUGUAGUCCUCGUCAAAAAGGCAAACGAGAAGUGGAGGAUGUGCGUCGAUUACUCGGACCUCAACAAGGCGUGUCCCAAAGACCAGAUACCGAUGCACAAACCCGAUGAGAUAAAAACGGCGUUCAUAAUGCCAGGAAGCACUUACUGCUAUAGAGUAAUGCCAUUUGGCCUGAAGAACGCAGGGGCAACCUACCAGAGACUGAUGAACAGGGUUUUCAGUGACCUUAUUGGGAAGUCGGUAGAAGUCUAUGUCGACGUGAUAACCCAAAAGGGGGUCGAGGUCAAGUCCUCUGGUUGGCUAGUUUUUACUAGGAUAUCGUCGACAUAG
Arachis duranensis is the source of this 1077-nucleotide messenger RNA. RefSeq lists its product as uncharacterized. NCBI's taxonomy places the organism in Eukaryota, Viridiplantae, Streptophyta, Magnoliopsida, Fabales, Fabaceae. The record is from RefSeq and is a predicted model, not a curated record. The transcript has 2 exons. The coding region runs from base 1 to 1077 and encodes 358 amino acids.